Messenger RNA from Entelurus aequoreus (snake pipefish), 6230 nucleotides. RefSeq names its product UDP-GlcNAc:betaGal beta-1,3-N-acetylglucosaminyltransferase 2b (gene b3gnt2b). The transcript is spliced from 3 exons. The coding region runs from base 517 to 1707 and encodes 396 amino acids. NCBI's taxonomy places the organism in Eukaryota, Metazoa, Chordata, Actinopteri, Syngnathiformes, Syngnathidae. Gene Ontology annotation, cellular component: membrane. The record is from RefSeq and is a predicted model, not a curated record. Gene Ontology annotation, molecular function: hexosyltransferase activity.
UGCUGCCUUUUGCUAGUAUUACUCUUCUUUAUAAUUGUGAGACGAAAGUGUGCGCGCGCAUGUGUGUGUGCUCGUAGCCUGGCCACGCCCAGCGAGCACGAGCGCGUGACGCUGGCUGCGAGCACGAGCUCCAGACGAGAGCGUGUUCAGUCUUCCGUCCUCCUCGUCCCCCAAUGGCGGUGCUGUUGAUAGUCCACUAUCCGGGCUAAAUAUCUGCCUCGCUCCUCAAAAAAAGACCGCCGAGGAACCAACGCAGGACUUCUUUUUUUGUUUAUUUUCCCACGGCUUUUUUUGUGUGUGUGUGUGUGAGUGUGUGUGUGUGUGUGUUUGUGUGGCUGGCGGAGACUCCAGGCUGCUCGGCGAGUGGGGCAAACCGAAGGAGUUUGUGCUCCAAAGUAAGCUAAGGUUGGAGCUCCCCCGACCUUUCCCGCCUCGAGCCCGUUCGACUGCUCUGCUGCACAGGGCACAGCCAAGUAUGGGGUAAGAAGGCAGAGAGGCAACAUUACAGCACAGGUCAUGGCGAUGCUGCGGGUGAGGCUGAAGGUUGUGGUGAUGGUGAUGAUGGUGAACCUCUUCAUCUUCAUCCUGGUGUUCUGUCACGGCAGCCGGGACAAGAACAGCCUCUUCAAAAUCAUAUUCUCCUUGAAGCCCUUCUGGAAAAGAAUGGAGCCCAGCCCGGCUUACUGGAACCGUCAGCAGCAGAUCUUGGACUUUUGGAACAACCCGAUCCUGUCCAACCGCAGCCAGGGGGAUCUGCCCGACUGGCUGAACGGCACCCAGGUGCACCUCGACGCCUGCCGGCCAGACGUCGGAGUCAGCACUCAGGUGAAGGACUACAACACCCUGCCUGAGCGCUUCAAGGACUUCCUGCUUCACAUGCACUGCCGCUCGUACCCAAUGCUGGUGAACCAGCCCGACAUCUGCAACAAGCCCCCCUUCCUGCUCCUGGCCGUCAAAUCACUGGCGCUGAAUUUCGCCCGCCGCCAGGCCAUCCGCCAGUCGUGGGGUCGGGCAGGCGUGAUGGCCAAUCGGACCGUGGUCACCGUCUUCCUCCUGGGCCGAGCCUUGGUGGGAGACGACCACCCGGACGUGUCUGACAUGCUGGCCUACGAGAGCAACCUCUACCGAGACAUCCUCCAGUGGGACUACAGGGACUCCUUCUUCAACCUGACCCUCAAGGAGGUCCUGUUCCUGGACUGGGUUCAGGCGCACUGUCCCAACGCCAGCUUCGUCUUCAAAGGGGACGACGACGUCUUCGUCAACAUGUACGGCAUCUUGAGCUUCCUUGACGGCCUCUCGGAGCCCAAAGCGGCCGACCUUUUCGUGGGCGACGUCAUCACCAACGCGGGGCCGCACCGCGACAAGAAGGGCAAGUACUUCAUCCCGGACAGCAUGUUCGUGGGGUCCUACCCUCCGUACGCCGGGGGCGGCGGGUACCUCUACUCCAGGAGCGUGGCCGCUCGUCUGCACGAGGCGUCGACCCGGGUGGCGCUCUACCCGAUAGACGACGUGUACACGGGCAUGUGCCUGCUGAAGGUGGCGCUGGCCCCCGAGAAGCACAAAGGCUUCCGGACCUUCAACAUCGAGGAGAAGUACAGGAACAACCCCUGCGCCUACAAGAGCCUCAUGCUCGUCCAUCCGAGGACGCCGCAGGAGAUGAUCCGGAUCUGGUCCUGGCUCAGCCGGCCGGACCUCAGCUGCCAGUGAGCAUGGGCGGGCUGAGCGCUUUCCAAAAGGUCAAACGACUCACUCGAGCCGGGGUCACGACUUUUCAAGAUGGCAGCUUGAAGCCCGGAACGAAAGUGUUAGUAUUAAAAAUGUCUGCUUUGCUGUACAGAGAGCUGCCACCAAAGCGUCGGCGUCUUCAUCCACGUGCGCGCACAUAUUUAUUUCUGAAAUAUUUAAAUGUCACGCUUUUACACUGGCCGUUCCACAAGGGGGCGCCCAAACGCUGUAUUGUAUACUCUGUGAGGAAACAAGUCCGGGUUGUGUUCAUGGGGUUAUUGCUGCCGGGACGCUAGCUUACCCAGGAACAUUGCAUUAAUAAAGUUAUUUUAAAACGGAAAGGUCUGUAAUGUUGGAAGUAGUCCUGAGUUCUACUCCCGGGUAGGGCUGCAACAACUAAUUGAUUAAAUCGAUUAAAAUCGAUUAUGAAAAUAGUUAUAAUGAUAAAUGGGUUAUACUUGUAUAGCGCUUUUCUACCUUCAAGGUACUCAAAGCGCUUUGACAGUAUUUCCACAUUCACACACUGAUGGCGGGAGCUGCCAUGCAAGGCGCUAAACAGCAGCCAUCAGGAGCAAGGGUGAAGUGUCUUGCCCAAGGACACAACGGACGUGACUAGGAUGGUAGAAGGUGGGGAUUGAACCCCAGUAACCAGCAAUCGGAACCACUCUACCAACUACGCCACGCCGUCCCCAAUUGGCAAUUAAUUUAGUCAUCGAUUCGUUGGAUCUAUGCUAUGCGCAUGCGCAGAGGCAAUAUUUUUUUAUAUAAACCUUUAUUUAUAAACUGCAACAUGUACAAACAGCUGAGAAACAAUCAAAAUAAGUAUGGUGCCAGUAUGCUAUUUUUUUUCAAUAAAAUACUGGAAAGGAUAGAAAUGUAGUUUGUCUCUUUUAUUCGAUUAUUAAUCGAAGUAAUAAUCGACAGAUUAAUCGAUUAUCAAAUUAAUCGUUAUUUGCAGCCCUACUCCUGGGGUACUUGAGGGUUUUCAGCUCAGUCGCAGAUGUCAAAUGUUAAGAGGCCUGUCUUUUUUCAAAUUUAACACGCAACAAAGGUAAUACGGUAUUUUCCAGACUAUAGAGCGCAUGGCGAUAUAAGCCGCCUCCACAAAAUUUUCGAAGAAAAAACGUUCUUCCAUAUAUUAGCGGCAUUGUGAAAUUAGUUAUUUACACAGAAAAACAUUGUAAAUGUUUAUACCUUAAUUGUUUCCAAACGGUGUCUGUAACACGGCAGUAAAACGGCUGAUCAAACAAAACAGAAGUCAUCGUCAUGGACCCACUAGCUGCGGAAGCCAGCUCUCCAAUCAGCUAAACAGACUCAUUAACGCCACAGUGACGUGUUGGUAAAUUUACGUAACUGAAACAAUACAAAAAGAAGGCCACUUUAAGUUAAUAUUAACACAGAUAGCAUAUUCAUUCAUUACAUUACGAUGGCACGUACAAAUAUGCAUGAAAACACUCCUACAGACAUCGCACAUGGGACGGUCGAGUAAGUAAGAAUUGUUUGUUAUACUGUAAAACUUACAAUUGCUUAGAGUGAUGAAUGAAGAAUCCAUACGAGUAGAAACGCUACGGGUGGUUAUACUUCCGGUUUAAGGCAUUAAAACAGGACAUAGCGUUUUCAAACCGCAACUCUUGCAGUGGGCACACCAUUUUAGUGCUGGGGUUUAAUUAAAACUAAAACACAAAACCUUUUGGCCAUUGGCAAAAGUAAAUCCACAAAUUAGCCGCACCGUUUUCUAAGCCGCAUGGUUCAAAGUGUAGAAAAAAAGUAGCGGCUUAUAGUCCGAAAUUUACGGUACUUCCUUGUGGCUGCAGGCUAACAGUCUGCUGCUGGUCUCUUAGGACUCCCCCCAGUAUUUACAUUGGACUUCGCUGGUCCUCAUCGUCUAAACAUGCUACACUACACACCAUAGGAGGAUACAGGACGCUGUGCUAACCGCUGUGAUAGAGCUUUUGAAUGUAAACAGGGUGGGCGGAUCGAUACCAAAUAUCUACAGUAACGAUACCAAGUUUAGUAUCAGUGAAUGGUCAAUACUACAAAAUAGUUUUUGUUAUUGUUUACAAACUCAGGGAAUUAUUAGUUUAAGUGCAAAGACCAAAGGAUUUAAAUCAGCCAAUAGUGGUUUGGUUAUUCUGCACUUUUGAAUUUAUUUUGCUCCAAAUAUUGUAUAUAAUUAAAGGGAAGAAGGAAAUAACAUGUUUGAUUGAUAUUUUUACACCACCGUCCUGUGUUUUACUGAUUAGAAUUGUGAUCAAAAAUGUAAUCAUUCAAUGAUUUUGAACAUUUUAAGUAUCAGCAUUAAUAUGAACAACACUACCUCUAAGUACACGGUAUUGAAUCGAUACCAUAUUUGUGCUAUCACCCAAAAACGGAUGUAAAGUGUCCAAACAACGGAAGAAUUAGGGUUUAUUAUUUUAACAAAAGUGUUGAUACAACAUGUUACAACAGAAUGUAACCAGAUAUUAACAGUAAAUUAUCAAGUAGAUUAAUACUAGGUUUUUAGACAAUACAAGCGAAAAUGAUGUCAUAUUUUACUGCACACAUCAGCAGCCACAUUAGGUGCCUUUGUGACCCAUUUUGACAUUUGUCUAUAAUCAUUUUUAUUCCAAAUAAUAUAUUGUAAUGGCAGGAGGCUGGAAUAUGUGGCGAUGUAGGGCGAAUAUCCCAUCCCCCGUUUCAAGUGUGUUUUGUGAGUGCGUCCGUGAUGGAUCCAUGUCGCUUAUUCCAAAUAACAUACCGUCAAUGGCAGGAGGCUGGAAUAUGUAUGGCGAUAUAGAUGUAAGGCCAGAUCUACCAUCCCCCGCUUCAAGUGCGUCCAUGACGACAGCAAAGAUUUUUAAUUCCAAAUAAUAUACCGUCAAUGGCAGGAGGCUGGAAUAUGUAUGGCGAUAUAUGUGUAAGGCCGUAUCGCCCAUCCCCUGCUUCAAGUGCGUCCAUGAUGAUAGAUAGCAAAGAUUUUUAAUUCCAAAUAAUUAAAGAUUAAUAUACCGUUAAUGGCAGGAGGCUGGAAUUUGUAUAGCGAUAUAGAUGUAAGGCCGUAUCUACCAUUCCCUGCUUCAAGUGCGUCCAUGAUCACAGGAAAUAUUUUUUAUUCCAAAUAAUACACCGUUAAUGUCAGGAGGCUGCAAUAUGUAUGGCGAUAUAGAUGUAAGGCCGUAUCGCCCAUCCCCUGCUUCAAGUGCGUCCAUGAUGACAGGAAAUAUUUUUAAUUCCAAAUAAUAUACCGUUAAUGUCAGGAGGCUGGAAUAUGUAUGGCGAUAUAGAUGUAAGGCCGUAUCGCCCAUCCCCUGCUUCAAGUGCGUCCAUGAUCACAGGAAAGAUUUUUUAUUCCAAAUAAUACACCGUUAAUGUCAGGAGGCUGGAAUAUGUAUGGCGAUAUAGAUGUAAGGCCGUAUCGCCCAUCCCCUGCUUCAAGUGCGUCCAUGAUGACAGGAAAUAUUUUUAAUUCCAAAUAAUAUACCGUUAAUGUCAGGAGGCUGGAAUAUGUAUGGCGAUAUAGAUGUAAGGCCGUAUCACCCAUCCCCCGCUGCAAGUGCGUCCAUGAUGGAUCAAUGUUGCUGCACAGGAAAUAUUUUUAUUCCGAAAGGUCACGUUAGGAAAGAAACAUGAAAGCUAAAACUCUUACAAGCUCAAAAUGAUGCUCAAAAAUUGCUCAUUUUUAAUCUUUUUUUUUUUUUGUAUUGAAUAUCACCAGAGCCGAGACAUAAAUAUUAUUUUACAAACAAAAUCGAAUAUUUUCAUUGUUUUUGUCAAAAGAAAAAAAAUGUAUAAAUGUUGUGUUUUGAUUGGAACUUUCCAGAAGUAUUUUCCUACUUAUUAGUGCCUUAUCGUUUCAUUUCGUUGAGCCAUGAUGUUCUAUUGCUACAAUCAUUUCAUGUGCGUGUCUCUUAAUAUCACUCUAUUUUUCUUCACUCGCCCGUUUGGGCUUUUCUUCAAAAAUGUUCACUUAUAUGCGAAUGUGUGCAGCUAUGGAAUCAUUUUGGCCUCACAUUUAAUAUCCACAAUUUAAUUUAGUCCCAAAAAACAGGAAAAUGAUAUUUCCUUUUUCAAUCCCCCCACUGCAGUACUACUAUUAGUACUAUUAGGCUUCAGCUUUGUGUGACAAUGAAUGUUAGGACUCCCCCUGCUGGUCAGGGUGCUCCCCUACAUGCAACAGUACCAUGUUGUUUAUGGAGAGGUGUUCUCCAGACUUUCUUGAUCUUUUUGGGUUUGUUCCGUUUGCGUUAGCCAGUCUCGACGAUCACGUGAUGCGACCUUUGACCCCGUCGAACUAGUCCGGUCGACUCCCUGGUGGACAAUCGGCUCCCUCGGUAUCACGUGAUCAGAUACUUGAAGACUUCAAAGGUCGUCCAUGAUUGACUGACUUGGACUUCAACUCUUUCUUUUCUUUUCUUUAAAUGCUGGCUUGUUUUCUGCUGAUGCAAACACUGGUAAUGUUAUUAACUUGUUGUACCGGUAAAGGUGUUGUACUGGGAAAGCUAUUACAACUUUUACUGUUAGAGGUA